CAUUCAUAUAUAAGGCAAAUGGAAACCAAAUAGGAGAAAAAGGACACGCAACAUUAGCCAAAAUAAACAAAGUUUAUUUUUUGGAGAAAAAGCAAAAGAGGCAAUUGGAUACACUUGGAGAGUAUGCUAGAUUUUGGCCUAAAAACGACAAUAGCAACUGUCUUGGCCAUGGAUAACAGCAACAACAACAACAACAAUAGUGGAGAAUCCUCCAUUGAUGAGGAUUUACUGGAUGCUGGAAAUCAAUGGAACAAUUGGACCACUUACACGCCCUCGAUUCUAAUGUACAACGCCAUGAGCAGUGUCAUCUCGAUGGCCAAUCAGACACCCAUCUUUGAUCUCAAUCAGUCAAUGAGUGGCUACAACUCAACUAAACUCACAAGCUCGGAUGAUGUCGAUGAGGAUGCGGCUGCCACAGCCACAUUUGCAUUUGUAGUGCCAUGGUGGCGUCAAGUAUUAUGGAGCAUACUUUUCGGCGGCAUGGUCAUUGUGGCAACGGGCGGCAAUCUAAUUGUCGUUUGGAUCGUCCUCACCACUAAACGUAUGCGCACGGUGACCAACUAUUUCAUAGUGAAUCUCUCCAUUGCGGAUGCCAUGGUCUCGAGUCUGAAUGUAACCUUCAAUUCCUAUUAUAUGCUGGAUAACGAUUGGCCAUUUGGUGAAUUCUACUGCAAGCUAUCACAGUUCAUAGCCAUGCUGAGCAUUUGUGCUUCGGUUUUUACAUUAAUGGCCAUUGCCAUUGACAGAUACGUGGCCAUCAUGAGACCAUUGCAGCCACGGAUGAGCAAGCGUUGCAAUUUGGCAAUCGCAGCGAUUAUUUGGCUUGCCUCGACAGUCAUCUCGUGCCCCCUGAUGUUAGUCUACAAGACGGAAACUCUAACAAAUCACACACGAAUUGUUUGCUAUCCCGAAUGGCCCGAUGGACCCAUGAAUCACUCGAUGCUAGAGUACAUCUAUAACAUACUCAUCAUGAUACUUACCUACAUAUUGCCCAUUGUCUCCAUGACUGUGACAUAUUCCCGUGUGGGUUUCGAAUUGUGGGGCUCAAAGACCAUAGGGGAGUAUAUGCCAAGGCAAGUGGAGAAUGUGCGAAGUAAGAGACGGGUGGUCAAAAUGAUGAUAGUGGUUGUAUCGAUAUUUGCCAUUUGUUGGCUACCCUUUCAUAUGUAUUUCAUAGUGACUUCCUGCUAUCCGGAUGUAACGUCUGAGCCAUUUAUUCAGGAACUCUAUUUGGCCAUCUAUUGGCUUGCCAUGAGCAAUUCAAUGUACAAUCCCAUUAUAUACUGUUGGAUGAAUUCGCGGUUCCGUUAUGGCUUUAAAAUGGUCUUCCGCUGGUGUCCGUUUGUACGGUUGGGCGCAGAGUCACUUAGCCGACGGGAAAAUCUAACAUCACGUUAUUCUUGCUCGGGUUCUCCGGAUCACAAUCGCAUCAAGCGAAAUGAUACACAGAAAUCAAUACUCUAUGCCUGUCCCAGUUCACCCAAAUCGCAUCGAAUUUCACAUUGUGUUUCAGGAGCUCUGCGCAGUGCCACAUUAAGAACAGGCCAUGAGAUAUUGCAUCGCAGAAGAUCGUCUCAGUAUCAACAGGAAAUGCAACAACGUUGGCCGGGUCAAUGUCACAGUCAAAUCCAAGGAAAUUCAUCCACUAUCAAUGCGGAGACAACCACUGGUACCAGCAGCACCAGCACCUCAGGCCAACUCUUCUCCUGACAGCAACCCCCACUGUUGUCAUCAACAUCAUCGUCAACACCGCCAAAUCCGCCUCCAUCUCUGGUCGAGAGCGUGGAAAUGCAAACGCAAAUUGUCUGUUCCUCGCCCUAUAACAAUAAUUAUCGACGUACCAAUAUCGGAGGCUCGGGAAAUGCUAAUGAUGUAACAACCAAUGAUAGAACCUGGCUAUAAGCGAACUAAUUGUCUCGAAUUUAUAUAUUUUUAUCACAGCCAUUUUUGUGUACACCAACAAUAGAUAGGAAGAUGAUUAGCACAAAGAAUCCGCAAAAAUAGUUUCAUAUUUGUCACCGUGUAAAUAUAUUUGUAAUUGUUAGUUCAAUAACCCUUGUUGAUCUUAGACUCCUUGAGUCUCUGACAACGUGACGUAUGAGUAACCAUUUGAGACCAUCACGACCAUUGACCAAUGAUGAUUGUUUCAACUACAUGAUGAAAUUUGUUUCAUUUAAUCAAUUGCUUUUCCAGCACCAAAUCAAAACUGUUUUCGCUAUCGAGUAUUACAAGAUUUGUUAAUGAAUAUGGAUCCAUAUCAUAACAUAGAUUUAGCAAAUAUCAGUUCAUUCUGCAGUGUCAGUUCAAUGAAGAUUCAUAUAGUUAGAUAUAUUCUAGAUAUAUAUAUACAUAUGUUGCAUUCAUAUUCAUCCCUUACAAUUAUAAGCAAAAGAAGACUUUUAACUUUACUAUAUACAUACAUA
This is a messenger RNA of Drosophila willistoni, 2423 nucleotides long. RefSeq names its product tachykinin-like peptides receptor 99D (gene TkR99D). Gene Ontology annotation, biological process: G protein-coupled receptor signaling pathway. The record is from RefSeq and is a predicted model, not a curated record. Gene Ontology annotation, cellular component: plasma membrane. Lineage: Eukaryota; Metazoa; Arthropoda; Insecta; Diptera; Drosophilidae. Gene Ontology annotation, molecular function: tachykinin receptor activity. Bases 124 to 1710 code for a protein of 528 amino acids. The transcript is spliced from 9 exons.